Molecule: messenger RNA, 1572 nt
Organism: Periophthalmus magnuspinnatus
Lineage: Eukaryota; Metazoa; Chordata; Actinopteri; Gobiiformes; Gobiidae
Gene: lipib
Product: lipase, member Ib
Exons: 10
Coding region: 76-1449 (457 amino acids)
Biological process (GO): lipid metabolic process
Molecular function (GO): carboxylic ester hydrolase activity; lipase activity
Source: RefSeq, a predicted model, not a curated record
GUCCUGCACCAUUCUACACAUCUCUACUCACAACUAUAGUACAUCUCUGGCAUUUAACAGUGGAUUUUAUUUGCAAUGAAGCUAUUCAGGCUCCUCUAUUUGCUGGGACUUCUCAUUCUUUGUAAAGGUGAGGAGGAGAGCGGAGAGUCUGAGUCCGAGUCGUGCGAUAAUUUCACAGACUUGAAUCUUUCUCAUUGUUUCAUGGGGACCUCUUUGUACGUGCGCCUGCUCCUCUACACUCGCUCUAAUGUCCACUGCGGUCGUGAACUCCGCCACCGAAACCCAUCAAACCAGCCCCUGUUCAACUUUACGCGCCCUACGGCUUUCGUUAUACACGGAUACAGGCCCACAGGAGCGCCCCCUACCUGGAUUGACAGGCUGGUGCAGUUACUACUGGCCCAUGAUGAUAUGAAUGUCAUUGUAGUGGAUUGGAACAAAGGUGCAGCCAAUUUGAACUACUUCACUGCCGUCACCUACACCAGAGAAGCAGCGCAGAAUCUGACAGACUUUAUCAUCACUAUGCAGGAGGAGGGAGCGUCUCUGGACCAUAUCCACCUGAUCGGGGUCAGUCUGGGGGCACAUCUUGCCGGGUUCGUGGGGUCAAAUCUCAAAGGGAAGAUCGGACGCAUCACAGGCUUAGACCCGGCUGGCCCCAUGUUCACGAGCGCUGGACCAGAUGAGAGGCUGGACCCAAGCGACGCUCAGUUUGUGGACGUCCUGCACACAGAUAUGGACUCGUUCGGACUGAGAGGGGCCCACGGUCACAUUGACUUUUACGCAAAUGGAGGAGCCGACCAACCAGGAUGUCCCAAGACCAUCUUUGCAGGGAAGUCAUAUUUUGUGUGUGACCACCAGAGGGCGGUGUUCCUGUAUCUCUGUGCCCUGAAUCAGACCUGUUCCAUCACUGCGUUUCCUUGUUCAUCCUAUAGCGACUUCCUUGACGCCAAAUGUCUUCAGUGCGAAGCCUUCAAACCCGCUCCCUGCCCUAAACUUGUUUAUGACUUGAGCCCGUGGAGAGACGCUCUGAUCCAAAUGGGCCAAACCAAAGUGUUCUUCAGCACCUCGUCCUCGCUGCCGUACAGGAAGCUGAGUUACCGAGUGGACUUUGUCACAUGGAACCAGUACCUGCGAUGGGGAGUGGUCUACAUCCGGUUAUACAGCGGCAAGACCUUCACAGAGGCCAGAGUAGACCAUAAACUCCUGCGUUUUGAGCAGUACACCUCCACUCGACUGCUGGCAGAGUUUGAUGACGACAUUUCAACAAUUCAGAAAAUCUCCAUGAGGAUCAACACUGGGAACGUGAUUGGACCCCGCUACAAGAUCAGACUCCUGAGAGUCCGAUUCACCCCCCUGGACCAGCCAGACAGGCCUGUGAUGUGCAGAUUCGACAUCAUUAUGGAGGAAAAUAUGGAGGUGUCUUUUCGACCUUUGCCCUGUAACACAAACUGACCCCAGAUCAGCCAAAGAAGACCACAGGAACAAAACAUUACAUUUUACACACUGCUGAACUGAUUUGAAUACUUGAAGAAAUAUACAUAAACAUUAUUACAUAUAAUGAUGGGCCGCAUGAAC